This is a messenger RNA of Scophthalmus maximus (turbot), 5085 nucleotides long. It is a transcript of the gene rnf19b, whose product is annotated as ring finger protein 19B. The transcript is spliced from 10 exons. Gene Ontology annotation, molecular function: zinc ion binding; ubiquitin protein ligase activity; ubiquitin conjugating enzyme binding. NCBI's taxonomy places the organism in Eukaryota, Metazoa, Chordata, Actinopteri, Pleuronectiformes, Scophthalmidae. The coding region runs from base 868 to 3066 and encodes 732 amino acids. Gene Ontology annotation, biological process: ubiquitin-dependent protein catabolic process; positive regulation of proteasomal ubiquitin-dependent protein catabolic process; protein polyubiquitination. Gene Ontology annotation, cellular component: ubiquitin ligase complex; cytoplasm. The record is from RefSeq and is a predicted model, not a curated record.
GGGCGGCGGGCGGAGACAGCGCGAGGCGGAGCGGGGCGGAGCUGCGGAGGUUAGUCCGACGAAGAACCAGAACAGAGAGGCCGCCGUCACCUGCCAGCAGCCCCGAGGGAAGAGAGAGAGAGGCCGGCGAACUGAGCACCGUGUUCGCCCGCAGGACUCGGGGGGUGGUGAGCGCGAGGCGACGCGAGGGUGGAACCGCCAGCGGUUUUGGACGCGGACGUCGCGGCGUUGCCAAGCCGACAACCCGGCGACAACCCUCCGAAAAGACUGAGAGGCCGAUGUUCAACGCGAGCGAGAGGCAGUCGAGCAGAGGAGCGGCUCUGGAUACAGCUGGAGAGAGUUAAACCCAAAACGGAGGAAUUAAUUCCGCGCUCUGACUGAACUCUGCUCUGUGGACUUUUCUCUUAGUUUUUCUUCUUUUUUUUUUCAAGAAAGACUCAUUCUCUGAAACAGACAUCAGUCUUUUUCGUUUGACAGUGAGAAUCUUGAAUGUUUGACCUCGACUGCUGCCUGAGAGAUGAAAGACUAGGUCCUUUUUCUUUUGGCCGCAGGAUUUGAGAGAAACUCUGCUGAAGGGGAAUUCAUUUCACCUUUCACUUCUCUGUAAUCUCUCUCUCUCUCUCUGUCUUUUUUUUUCUGAAAACGUUUUGUUUUUCGUGAGAGGACGAGAAGGACGUGACGGACUGAGGUUUCUCUGCCCGGAGCCUGAACAGCAUUUGAAUUCCUGUUUGGCUUUUACGAGAGGACAAAUCCUCCUUUGUUUUGCGACUUGCGAGUGUGUGUUUGUUUCGCUCACUGUCCCUCUGAGAUAUAUUAACGUGUGUCAGGGGACAAUAAGAGGCCCAGUGUGUCUCCUCCGGGACCAAAAUGGGAUCAGAAAAGGACUCGGAGUCGCCACACUCCUCUGUAAGCGGCGUACCCAACCCUAAGUGCCGUGCGGCGGGCAAACGCCAGCGCCGCAUCUCCUUUCACAGCCUUUUCCACAGCAAACGGGGCUCCCGGGGCACCAGGGGCACCAAAGGAGCAGCGGCCACCCCUUUAUCUCAUCUUCACCAACAUCAGCACACUCAACAACAGCUCCUGCCUUCUGCCUUGAGCCCAGCGCCCGUCGCAGCCUCCACUACGCCCACAACCACCACCACCACCACAGACACUACGAGCCCCCAGGACGCUGCCUCCGGCGCCCCGCCGAAGCCACUGUCCUCCAGCCAGCCUUCCCUGGGUGGAGCCCCUUCCUCUGGGGAGGCCAACCUCCUCGAGUGCCCCCUGUGCCUGGUGUGCCAGCCUGCCGAGCAGCUCCCCGAGCUGCUGGGGUGCAGCCACCGCUCCUGCCUCGGCUGCCUGCGGCAGUACCUCCGCAUCGAGAUCACCGAGAGCCGAGUCCAGCUCAGCUGCCCCGAGUGCGCCGAGAGGCUGUGCCCGCGGCAGGUGGCGGACAUCUUGGAUGACGCGGCCCUGCUGGACAAGUACGAGGAGUUCCUGCUGCGGCGGUGCCUCGCCUCCGACCCGGACUGCCGAUGGUGCCCGGCGCCCGACUGCGGCUUCGCCGUCAUCGCCUCGGGCUGCGCCAGCUGUCCCCGGCUGGUCUGUCGCAGAGAGGGCUGCGGUGCCGAGUUCUGCUACCACUGCAAACAGGCCUGGCACCCCAACCAGACCUGCGACUCUGCCCGCCAGCAGAGGGCGCAGUCCCUGCACACCCACAGCAACCACUCGCCCAGCUACACACAGGAGCAGGGACCCGCCGAUGACAUCAAGCCGUGUCCUCGCUGUGGCGCCUACAUCAUCAAGAUGAACGAUGGGAGCUGCAAUCACAUGACCUGCGCCGUCUGCGGCUGUGAGUUCUGCUGGCUCUGCAUGAAGGAGAUCUCCGACCUGCACUACCUCAGUCCCUCCGGCUGUACCUUCUGGGGUAAGAAGCCUUGGAGCAGGAAGAAGAAGAUUUUGUGGCAGCUGGGAACUCUGAUCGGAGCUCCGGUCGGCAUCACCCUCAUCGCAGGCAUCGCCGUUCCCGCCAUGGUCAUCGGCAUCCCCGUUUACGUCGGCCGCAAGAUCCACGCCCACUACGAGCUGAAGAAGACGUCCCGUCACAGGAGGAACCUGGCCAUCACCGGGGGCGUGGCCCUGUCCAUCGUCACCGCGCCCGUCAUCGCAGCUGUCAGCGUGGGCAUCGGCGUGCCCAUCAUGUUGGCCUACGUGUACGGCGUGGUGCCCAUCUCUCUGUGUCGCGGCGGGGGCUGCGGCGUGAGCAGGGGGAAGGGCCGCGGCGUACGAAUCGACUUUGACGAGGAUGACGGACCAAUCACGGUGGCGGACGCGUGGCGAGCGCUCAAGUCUCCGAGCCUCGGCGACAGCAGCCUGGACGGGGCGGUCAGCGGCCUGAGCACCACGUCCCCCAGCGAGGGGCUCUCUGUGGCCCCCGGGACUCUGGGUGACACGCCGCACUUCAACACCUUGGCAGGCGGGGCCCUGGGAACCCGCACGGGCAAAUACAGCAGACUGGACGUUCAAGCGGCCGAGCUGGCUAAAGAAUCGGCCCAGAGGGAGACGGGCAGCCUGGGCGCAGGGAGCGACUGUGCCAGCACCAGAGGAAUGGCCGGAUCCAUCAUCUCCUCCUACACGCUACCUGACAGGGAGUGCACCAACCUGGAGAUCCAGGUGGACAUCGAGACCAAACCCAGCCAUCUCUGCCUGACCAGCGAAGAGGACCUCACCCCACCGCCGGGCUCUGCCGCCAUGGCGACCGCCUCAGGCGGCGAGGAGCCUCAGGACUGCAGCUCCAGAAGGGGCGGGGCGUUGUCCGGGUCCGCUCUGGGCCUGUCUCCGGGGGUGUCGAUCAGGGAGGGGCUCAGAGACGUCACCCUGGCUCAGCCGGAGAGCAUCCGCAGUGACCUGGAGAUGUCGGACACACAGUCGGACGACAUCGCGGAGCUGACGUCGGACGACUGCGACUCGCCUCACCCCAAAAGCUGCCGCCCGCAGCAGCAGCCCCCGUCCUGCCGAGCCCUGCACCCCUCCACCGAAGGCCUUCACUGUCCCCCGGACGGCAACGUCAUCCUCUACGUCUGAGAGAACGUUCUCUCUCAGGAUUGCACAAAGAAAGAAGAAAAACAAAAAAAGAACUAAUCCCCCCCAACAUUUACAUUUAAACUCUCUCUUACUUCAUCGCUUUUUAUCUGUCGUCAUUUCUCAUUUGCUGCUUUUUGCGACGCACAGACACUCGUCUCAAACACAGACAGCGUCCGCUUACUUCUGUCUGUCUUAUCUAUCGACCUGUCAAUCUCCUCAACGAGUACAUUGUCAGGGCUCUACCUCUGAGAUUUAUAAGAUGAUGAUUUAUGUUUACUCCUUGGUGCAAAAUGCCUUGGCUACUUAAGCAAAAAAAAGAAGAAAAGAAAAGAAAUUAAAGAAGAGGUACAAGUUUUCCACAAGAAAUAGUUCAAACGAGGUGAAACGUCACCAAGCACAGCGGAGGGAGGGAGUCGGACUGUUGGGAUGUUUAUAACGAAUGUGUGAGUGAAUGUGGACUUUGUACUCGACUAUCGUGGCUUUAUUUUCCUCCUUUCCCCUCUAUUUAUAUUCAGACGACCUUGAAAUUGUAUCAUUUUGCCGUGUGCAUGAGUCUGCAUGAGCCAUGUCCAGUGUGAGAGGUUUCAGAAAGGGCAGCGAGUUUCUGUUGCACCGGUGAAGUUUACGUAAAGAAAGAAGCUGCACUUUUUCUGCACAGAGGAGUAAGAAGAGGAGGACGAGGAGGAGGAGCAGGGCUUUGAAAGUCAAGGCUUUCUCAAUUACAGAAAUGAAGGACUGAGUUCUGACAAUGACGUGGAGAGUUCUGCUAGUUUUCUAUGAUUUUUGACAUAAUAGUAAACAGUUUUCUGACUUUCUGAAAUCAUGUGGAGUCACUGUCUGAUGGCUUGAUCUGCCUUCAUGUAAAAAAUUAUAAAUUUUUUACAUUUAACACAUUAAACAGCCAUACAACUUCCGAUUUAGAUUUAGAUCCACAUGUACAUCUAAUACAAACCACACAUAUGAAACAGUAAUGACAAGAUGUUGGAGUGUGUGUGUGUGUGUGUGUGUGUGUGUGUGUGUGUGUGUGUGUGUGUGUGUGUGAGUGAGUGUGAAUGGACUCCUGAUGAAUGUACCACUUCGUUUUUUGAAUGAGCACUUGUGCACUUUAUCUGAAUUGAUCUUAUUUAUCUCUAAUUUUGUUUUUUUUGUUUGUUUUUUUACUGUUCAUCGUCUGUUGCUAUGAGGAGGUUUACCUCAGUUGGUACAACCAAAAUAAAUCACCUGCCUUAAGGCCUUUUAUGUUGGAUGUAACUCGAGAGGAGUUUGGCUCGAAAACAUCAUAUAACCACUUUUCAAAAAAUAUGUUCAUCAUUCAUCAUUUUUAAACUGAAAGGACAUCCAAUGUUUUUUUAUCUUGCGAUGCAAAGACUUUAACUAUCUCAUCUUUUGUAUUGUUUUUUUUCCCGUCUUAAUCAUCUUCUACAGCUCACUGUCACUUGUGGACGUCUGGUUUUGGAGCCAAACACUUCAAUGAUUGAUGCCAAUAAGCUUUUCUUAAUCAUAACUCACUCGCCUGACUUUGCUUCUCAGCUUUGUAUCACCUCUGUGCUUCUGUUGAAAAAAGGUUUUUCCUUCAAUCCACGAGAUCUCGACCUGGAAGCCUUUUUCCCCCCUCCCUCAUAUCAGAGUAGCUUUAUGGAUUUGAGCUGCUUAUGUAACUCGGCAGUGCUUCGUUUUGGUUCCACACUUAUCACUUGUUUCUGCUGCCUGUGAGAAAAACACACAAACGCAUCACGGACGGAAACCAACCGACACUUCCCCCGAAAGAGUCUGAGCGAGCGUCACGGGAGGAGUCCUGUUGAAAACACAGGUUCCUGUCUUUCAUUUGAGAAAAAGUUUUUCAGAGUAUAUAGAUGGCAAUACUGUAUUUAAGUGUGAUUCUUCUGUUUGUGUGUUUCCCUGUUACUGUCUGAGCUCUGCCUCGUGUCGGGGGUUGUACACGCAGGACUGUGAAAGACGACCUGUGGACCUUUUGAGGGGGGAGAGAAAUGAAUAAACACAAUCUGAUGUUGCACCAAA